Zootermopsis nevadensis is the source of this 3560-nucleotide messenger RNA. NCBI's taxonomy places the organism in Eukaryota, Metazoa, Arthropoda, Insecta, Blattodea, Termopsidae. The record is from RefSeq and is a predicted model, not a curated record.
UUCAUGACCGAGUACUAAAAUUACUAACGUAUGUUGGCGAUCCCGCAAUAAUCAACAAAUCACCUGGUGGACAUCAGCUGUUUCAUUGUUGUCAAUGGCUCUUGAAAACCUGCUAAAAUAAAGUCUGGUAACAACACGUGUAUAAUAUGGACUCUGAGGAGGAGAGUUCGGACGGUUCUCACUUCUCAGAUGAUACAGUGCAUGAAACAAACAGUAAUUGGUAUUACCUCCCAGAUUCCAUUCUUCUACAUAUAUUUCAAUAUCUCUCUGCAAGAGAGCUGCUAGAUGUUGGACUGACAUGCAGAUCCUGGUUACGUGUUAGUUAUGACGAGUUUCUGUGGAAAGAUCUGUUUUACUAUAAUUUCAAAAUUGAUCCAUCUAUAAAGAUUGCUCCAGGCAAGACAUCAUGGUUGGCUGAAUACAAGCGGCUUUCUUACCACACGCCUGUCGUCCAGACUGAAGUACUGAAGGAACAUUCACAUCAGGUUCUUCAUGUCAGCUUUGCUCACAAUGGAAAGAUGUUUGCAACCUGUUCAAAAGAUGGAUAUGUUCUGGUGUGGGACUCCAGCUAUCCAGCCAGUAUCAAGUAUUAUCAUGACAUGAAGACUUUCAGCUGGAAAUACACACAAUUUUCACAGUUCAAUCAAUCUGACACACUGCUGUUGGUGUCUGGGGUUCACUUUGGGACACCACAUAGCACCUCAGGAGAAAUAGCAGUCUUCAGUCUGCAAGCUGGCUUUAACUUGCAAUGCAGAGUAAUGAACAAGCCAUAUGACAUCUUUGGAACUUGGUACAGUGAUCAUCACCUGUUGUCUGGUGAUCUCCACUGGCUUGCACAUCUUGUCAGCACUUCUAUUCUGUGGCUGAAUAAAGCAUCCCAGGAAUCAGAAUCAGAACUGGUACCUAUAAUGGAUCAGCUGUACAAGUUCUACAACUGCAAUGCCAGUUCUAUCCGGGCUGUUAUGAUUGCCAACUGUUUGGCUCCAUCACCACCAGAACUAGAUGCUAUUCCUAGUGGAGCUGAAGCCCAAUCAGGCAAGGGACUGGGCAGCUGUGAACGAGGAAAUCCUCCAUCCCACAGGGAGAUAAAUAAUCCAUCAACAUCAGGUUAUGUCUUACCAACUUCUUCAAGAGAACCUGCUGCAGCAGAGGAUGAAGUAACACCUGAAGUAUUCUAUGCAGUCUCAUCUAGACUUCAGUGCAGCACACUUGAGAGUGCAUUCUUAAACUGGCGUCGCUUAGGUGAUGGAACAGAUUAUGCGUGCCCCAUUCAAUACAAUGCUGAAUACCGCCAGGUGGAAACACAAGGCAAGGGAGAAAGUCCUCCAGAUAGUGUUUCUGAGAACAGUGACAGUGAAGACAACCACAGCCUUGUCCCAGAUGAUGCUGAGCUUGAUGAAGGGAGUUCUGGCGUGUCAGAUACGUCGAUGGAGACUGAAGAAUGUGCAAGUGAAAGUGAUGAUCUGUCUGAACACGCUGAGAAGUACCUCAUAUUCACCACAGGCUCUAAGACAUACACCCCACAUCAAAUAGGGUUUAAACGCAUCAAGUCCGUGUCUUUCCCUUGUAAGCUGGAUCCAGGGCCGUCUCUUCAUGCUGGACUUCCACAUCCAGAGCCCAACUGGUUGGUAUAUGAAGAAGUUGCGAACAAGUUUGACAAAGUUGAUCAUCUCAUCGACCUUCACGGUCAUAUUGUAGGCAUGGGACUUUCUCCAGAUCACAGGUACCUGUAUGUAAAUAGUCGUCCGUGGCCAAGAGGUUACAUGAUAAAAAAUCCUCUUGACCCACCCCCUAUUGCUCAGGAGAUUGAUAUCCAUGUCAUCGAUCUGGUUACACUCAAGGAAGUAGGAACAAUGCUCCGGGCCCACAAGGCAUACACUCCAACCAACGAAUGUUUCUUCAUCUUCUUAGAUGUAUGCAACGAAUAUGUCGCAAGUGGAGCAGAAGACAAACAUGGAUAUCUCUGGGAUCGUCACUAUGGAGUAUGUCUUGCCAAAUUCCCACAUAUUGAUGUUGUCAACUCAGUAGCGUUCAACCCUCACGAUCCUGAGAUGCUCGUUACCACUUCUGAUGACUAUACAGUGAAGGUAUGGAGAUCCAAAGGCAAAGUUAAAGAACUGAGACUUGAGGAAAGCAAUAGGGGAAUGGAAGUAAGGCGCAAAACAAGAUGCAGCCACAGAUCAAACAUCCCUCCUUUAGGCCGAGUAAUGAAUACAGUUUAAAAACUGAUACCUACUCAUAUAUUGUCUUGAAGAAAAUAGUUUUUGAUGUAAAAUGGAACAUUUGUUCUUGUAAGUAUAUGACUAAUUGUAUUUAUUUUCAGUUAGGUUAAAAUUUGAUAAUAUGAAACUGGAUGUAUGAUAACAUAAAACAUUAUUCCUCAAAUGCAAUGGUUCUCUCAUCAAGGUAUGUGGCCUUGAUUAACCCGGGGUUACUGGUAAUGGCUCCUCCUCACUUGUUGCUGUUUAAGAGUCAAACGGGAUGAAAAUUAGAAACCUAAAAAUCUGAUGCCUAUUCUUAAAAUGUCAUUCAUUCUGGGACAGUGUUGCUGUCAUCCAGUAACAAGACUUUAUUACUCCAUACCAUGUUUACGCUGAAUGAUAUAUUAUUCAUGGUAAAAAUUCAGCAUCGGUGCGUUGAGAGAAUACAGAAUACGAAUACCUUAUUGAAAUAUUGUGAAGUCAAUGAGACGAUAAGAAUAACAUUUUGACUAUAAAAUUAUGAUGCAGGAUGCUGAUGUAACAAAAGAAAAUGAAAGUACAUUUCCAUUAAUCAUGAUACUUCACAGUAAGUACUGUCUGUUCAUAUAUGUGCCUGAAAUUCCAAUUAUUUGAGAGAUGAGCUAUACCCAAAGGGUUCAGAAGCAGAAAGUGAAGCUAAAUCCUGCCUGCGUGGUUCACGGUAAAACAUUAAUUAACUGGCAGGAAAUGUAAUUUGUGAAAUCACUAACAAAUGUAUAGCAUGAGGUAUUCAUUAAUUAAGUGCAAGUGAAUGAUAUUAUAGGAGAACAUUACAUUUUUACACUAUUAAUGCCAGGUACACGCAUUUCUGUCAACUGUAUGUUUGUCACAAGUUUACAGCUGAAGAGGAAAGUAUUGCGACAUCUUGCAGUUCGUUAGAGUGCUUCUUGCAAAGGUUAAAGUAAACAGCAUGGCAUCAGAAACAAUGAGAGGAUUUUUAAAUGUGAAAUUAGUAAUCACUGAUGCAUAUACCAUUCACAUUUUGAUGUUCUUUGUUAUCGCUUCAGGUGUUACCUUGAAGUAGCAUUUCUGUGUAGUUACUCAUUAAUGGCACCUAAUUUACAGAUAUUACAAACUGCAGAAAACUGUCUAAGUCAUCAGUUCCGUUCACAUGCAGGAAGUAUGCUUGUGCAUUAACAUCCUGUUUAUUUUAAGAAUGGCAAAUGUAAUGCAAGGGACAGGUCAAAAAUACAUGUGUGCUAGGUGGUUAUUAAUAUGUUAGAAGCACGUUGAACGAGGUAUCAUCGAUUUGGUGACGCUGCCCGUUUUCCACGUUAUCUUCCGCAUUAAGAAUAACAAUAAACUGUAUAUGAAAAUGCA